Lolium perenne is the source of this 950-nucleotide messenger RNA. Its product is annotated as glutathione S-transferase 1. NCBI's taxonomy places the organism in Eukaryota, Viridiplantae, Streptophyta, Magnoliopsida, Poales, Poaceae. Gene Ontology annotation, biological process: glutathione metabolic process. The record is from RefSeq and is a predicted model, not a curated record. Gene Ontology annotation, molecular function: glutathione binding; glutathione transferase activity. Gene Ontology annotation, cellular component: cytoplasm.
UAAAAGGCGACCCAGAGCAUCGUCUUCCCCAUCCCAUCCCAUCCUAGACUUUCUUGCCUGGUGAGAAGAGGAAAGUGUGAAGGUUUUCGAGAGAGUUUCGGAAGAGAUUUAGCGAUGGCUCCCGUGAAGCUGUACGGCGCGACCCUAUCGUGGAACGUCACCAGGUGCGUGGCCGCCCUGGAGGAGGCCGGCGUCGAGUACGAGAUCGUGCCAAUCAACUUCGGCACCGGCGAGCACAAGAGCCCCGAGCACCUCGCCAGGAACCCCUUUGGUCAGGUGCCCGCUUUGCAGGAUGGUGACCUGUACAUCUUCGAGUCCCGUGCUAUUUGCAAGUAUGCAUGCCGCAAGAACAAGCCAGAGCUGUUGAAGGAGGGCGACCUGAAGGAGUCGGCCAUGGUUGAUGUGUGGAUUGAAGUUGAGGCCAAUCAGUACACCGCUGCACUGAGCCCCAUUGUCUUCGAGUGCCUCGUCCAUCCUAUGCUCGGCGGAGCUACUGACCAGAAAGUCGUCGAGGAAAACCUUGGCAAGAUUAAGAAGGUGCUGGAGGUGUACGAGGCACGCCUGACCAAGUACAAGUACCUGGCUGGAGACUACCUCAGCCUUGCAGACCUUAACCAUGUGUCUGUCACCCUUUGCCUGGGAGCUACACCGCAUGCAUCUUUGUUCGACGCAUACCCUCAUGUGAAAGCCUGGUGGACUGGCUUGUUGGCGAGGCCGUCUGUCCAGAAGGUCGCUUCGCUGAUGAAGCCAUGAUCUUAGAGUUGUUUUGAGUGCUGAACAUGAAUAAGCCGAGGUGUGCCCCAACAUAUGUCUGUCCACUGUGUUGUUGUGUUGUGGUCCUUGAUGUUGAAUGUUCAGGCUUCUGCUGGUGUGCUGCUUGUAAUACUCCAAUCUUGUACUGAAAUGAGCAUUCCCGUGCUCUGGCUUUUAAUAAAUUCUUCCUUCAGGUA